Messenger RNA from Colletotrichum truncatum, 2088 nucleotides. Its product is annotated as ser thr phosphatase family protein. Lineage: Eukaryota; Fungi; Ascomycota; Sordariomycetes; Glomerellales; Glomerellaceae. The record is from RefSeq and is a predicted model, not a curated record.
AUGGGAAACACCGACGCUGCAUUUCUCGAGCAUUCUAGAUCGGCAGGGGUCGCUUUCGGCACUGAACCACUUCUGGAACUUCCAGACGGCCAAAUUGUCGACUUAGCCAACGGUUACAUUCCACUUCUGGCACAGUUUACAUUUGAAGACAAGGCGGCCAAAGGACUUCGGAAGCGCAAAGUUGGCGAAAAGCUGGAGCAGCCAGUCUACUUUACUGCUAUUGAGCUUGUGCGCGAUAACAAGAUCUUGUUGCUGUCAGGUGUGAGCGGCAGUGGGAAAACAACUUUUGGGAAGUAUCUCAGCUUCGCUUUAGCAACUGCGAGACUCAAAGAUCCACGGUCGUUGAUCCGCAAUGAAUUCGGCGACACAAGAGAAGAGGUCUGGGACGCAGGACAUACAUUGCCUUAUUAUUUCCCAGUUACAAGGCCCGAAUCUCUCCAGUCACUGGAAAACUCUGUCAUACCCAGACUAUUGGAAUCGGGAGCUCGAGAAAACGCCAACAUUGUGAUUGUGGUUGAUGCGAUUGACAAAGGAGGCAAUGAUGCUCUGCGGUUCAUCACCUCUGUGGUCGGACUGGUUCGCGCUCUGGACCACGUCAAAGUCCUUUUGCUCGGUGAAGCCGACACCUGUCACUCAUGGAAACUUCCCUCAGAUAUUGUUCGCUACGAUCUCUUACCGCUCCUAAAAACGCACAGAAAAGAGGCAGUGUCUCAUUUAUUGGGCUUUGAGGCUGCGCAAGCAGGUGUUGGAAUUGGUGAUGCUUCGGCGAAUGCAGGCUUGUUUGCGCUAGCACUUCGAUCUAGUCAUCCAGGGCAUCAAGCUGAAGAGCUUUUGGAUUCAUGGCUAUCAGUUCUUAAUCCUGAAAGAAGAGAGGCAGAGCUAGCUGCAUCGCGGAUCAAUGACGAUACUCUUAGUACACCAAGCUACGACAAACUAGGUGGCAGCGAUCCCGCUUUUCUGGCUUCAACGUCAGUGUCGACCUGUGGCAUUGUUCAGCAGCUGCUUUUCGCCAAACACCUAGCCACUUUACCUAUAGGCAGUGCAGUCAGCCUGUUUCUAAAAGAGCCUUGCUCUUCGAAGCAGAUUAUUUGCAGUUGUUUGACUCGCCUCAAUGCCAUAGGCAAGUCAAACGAUUUAAUCGAGGCACUUCUCAGUACAUCUGGCACCGAAGCCCAAAGAGCAGGUCUUCUUGUCGCCAAAUUUGUGCCGGAAAAUUCGAAAAUCAACGAAAGAAUCAUCAGUCUUAUGUUAGACAUCAUAACUGAAGGGAAACUACCUGCAGCGGAAAGAAAACAAGCCGGUCAUCUGCUUUCUCGCUUAGGGGAUCCUCGCGACCUCAAAAUACUCGCCGAAGUCCCCGCAGGAACCUUUACCAUGGGCUCCGGCAGCCAUCCCAACUCGCAACCUGUGGAACCUAUCCAGCUCCCUGCCUUUCGUAUUGGCGUUUAUCCGGUUAUAAAUAAGGAUUACCUGAGCUUUGUCCGGGCCACCGGCCGAGAUUGGUUCAGCCCAGAUGGCCAUAACCCGGCAACUUUGAAUGCACCUGCAACAGAUCUCACAUGGCACGAUGCAAGAGCAUACUGCGCGUGGCUAACAGCUCUUUGGCGUACGAACGGAAAGAUCUCUCCAAACGAAGAGGUUCGGCUCCCCACGGAGCCUGAAUGGGAACGCGCAUCGCGCGGAGACCAACAAAGUGUUGGCGAUGAUGAACUAGUGUACCCUUGGGGCACAGAUUGGAUUGAUGAUGCUAGCAACUCGGAAGAGACUGGUUUCAAUACUACAUGUGCUGUUGGACUUUUCCCUAAAGGUAUUUCGCCAUACGGCUGCCAUGAUAUGGCGGGCCAUGCUUGGGAAUGGUGUACAACCGCUUGGGGAGAUGAUAUGGCCGAGCCGAUCUACAAAUACCCCUGGCGAGAUGAUGGUCGAGAAUCAAUGGAUGCACCAGAGCAAAUUCGUCGUGUAUUGCGCGGAGGCUGUUUCUCAAGCCCGAAGAUUAAGGCCAACUGCACCUACCGUGGUAGUCUUGAGCCUGGCGGAUUCUGGCGUGGAAAUGGGUUUCGGGUUGUAGUGUCGAGAGUUGUACCAUGA